Messenger RNA from Glossina fuscipes, 705 nucleotides. RefSeq lists its product as uncharacterized. The coding region runs from base 1 to 705 and encodes 234 amino acids. The record is from RefSeq and is a predicted model, not a curated record. The transcript is spliced from 2 exons. Lineage: Eukaryota; Metazoa; Arthropoda; Insecta; Diptera; Glossinidae.
AUGCUCGAACGCUUAACUUAUCGCACAAUGUUGAAUUUAAAAGUUGUAAUUCUUUCGAUAAUCCUUGUAGCUCAUUACUGUUUAGCUUCCCCCAUACCUGAGGGGGAAGCCGCACCCUCUUUUUCGGAGGAUCGUGAGAGAAUUGCGCAGCUUAUCAAAGGCGACUACAAUAAGGACCUUUUAUCUGCUAAGGAUGAAUUCAUACUUUCCAUUGCAAAUGACACUAAAAAUUUUUUUGAAUACUUUUACCAAAGAUCAGUAAAGGUAAGUGAAGAUGUCCUUGCCGAUACGGAAGUUACGAAUAACGAGGAUCAGAAUGUUAAGGAAUUUGUCAAAAACUUGACUGAACAUUUGCAAGAGGCUAAAAGUGCUGCUGAUAUUGAACAAAAAUUAAGUUCAUUCGUGCAUUUCUAUAAACUUAUGGAGAGGUUUGAUACCGAAGAUAUGAAAAGCCCCACAAAGAUCGAUAUUCUAAUCGAAGGCUACCUAAAUAAACAUGGCUUGGAUAAAUUUGACGAGGAAUUCAAAAAACUUUGCCCCCCUUUCCUUAAGCAAUUCAUUGAAAAAGCUGAGGAAGUUAAAAAGACCUUAGACGAAAGAGAUUUAAAGAAAUAUUCGAAUUUUAUUGAAGUGAUCGAGAAUUUGAACGAACAUCUUACAAUUGAGUUGAAGGGAAAGCAAAAUGAAAAAAAGCCGGAUAAUUAA